GUUCCUUCAAUUACCAGAUCUGUGGACCAUGACAAAAUAUUGGCGCUCAGGCAGCAGACUCAGUUCCUCUGGGAUGCUUAUUUUUCUUCGGUAGCAAAAAUAGUAUUAACUACAUUAGAGGUAAGCUCUCCCAUUUAUAGAACUGUUCAUUUGACUCGAGUGGGUGGGAGCGGGUUGGGAGGAUUGCAGGGCCAGACAGCCAGCAGCCAGGAUAACGGAUAGCCUUUUCUAUAAUGUGCACAAGUGGCCAGGAUGAAUUGAUGGUGGCUGUACAACAGCGUUCACCAACCAGGUUCUUAAUUUCCCAUGGUUAGUUUUUUCUUACUCCUCCUGACAGUCCGGCUCUUCCUUUGGGAGUGUUCUCACUAUACUCUCUCUUCUGUCUCAGUCUCUGGGGGGAAACAGACACAAAGGGCUUUCAUCAGCCUCUUCCCCAGGACAGACAGUCAGUCAGGACUUGCCAUGAUCAAAAGAGAUUGCAGUGUAACGAUUUCCUCUGGCAUCUUAAAUGUCUAGAGACUCUCAUGGACUAGAGUACAUAGACAGGUAGCUGGGGGUUCCUUAAACAAAACUCCCCCUUGUGCUAUACUGCUACUAUUUAUUGUUGUCACACCCCGAAAUAUAGUGUCCCCUCAGAGCAAAGUUAAAAUCAUUGUCAUGUUUCCCCUGGAACAAUCAGAAAACCACUUUUUAUGAUAUGAUGUGUGGCGAGGAAGCCCAGGUAUGAGGUGUUUUGGCCUGCAGGUAUGAGAGGAAAGGUUCAGCAGGGUAACAUCAGAACAUUCUCAUAGGCUCACUCAACAUUUUGACUUUUGUCUUUUUCUUCUGGGGAAAAAGGGUUUUACUUUGGUCUGACUUUUUCAAUGGGUUUUUAUAUUAUCACACGUUCACUUAUUGCUGUAUCACUGACCCAUUCAGAAGCUACUCUGUUAUGAUAGUGUUGUGAGCCCUAAUUUAGAACUCACUCAACAGACACUCCAACCUGUCACCCAUACGUCUUUGUCCCUAUAGUGUUCAUUUCACUUCUUCAUUUGGAGGUUGUCCGUCUUUGUCCCUGUAGUGUUCAUUUCACUUCUUCAUUUGGAGGGUGUCCGUCUUUGUCCCCGUAGUGUUCAUUUCACUUCUUCAUUUGGAGGGUGUCCGUCUUUGUCCCCGUAGUGUUCAUUUCACUUCUUCAUUUGGAGGGUGUCCGUCUUUGUCCCCGUAGUGUUCAUUUCACUUCUUCAUUUGGAGGGUGUCCGUCUUUGUCCUUGUAGUGUUCAUUUCACUUCUUCAUUUGGAGGGUGUCCGUCUUUGUCCCCGUAGUGUUCAUUUCACUUCUUCAUUUGGAGGGUGUCCGUCUUUGUCCCCGUAGUGUUCAUUUCACUUCUUCAUUUGGAGGGUGUCCGUCUUUGUCCUUGUAGUGUUCAUUUCACUUCUUCAUUUGGAGGGUGUCCGUCUUUGUCCCUGUAGUGUUCAUUUCACUUCUUCAUUUGGAGGGUGUUCGUCUUUAAUUUCUUUACUCCCUUUCUCUUUCCAUUCAAUUUACCACUUCAUAAAGGAACCAAUGACCAGGAGGGGUGAGGAGGAGGGGGAAAAGAGAGAAAGUGAGGAGGAUAUAUUAUAGGCAUUCCGCCAUGGUUCUUCAAAGGGAGCCACAGCAGCGAUGAAUUGGAUUUGGGAUUAGGGCCGAGCGUUGGUUUUAUGUGUUGCCGGGCGAACGUCACCACCAGGUGCCUAGUCCAAAUCCAACAGAGACUAAAUUAGGCCCAUCUCCAUGGAUAUUUACCGUUGUGCAGAUGUGGUAAAUGCUCGGCGCUACCUGCCGACUGACAAAAUGUGGGAAAUUAGGCAUUCUAAAUAGCCCCGCAAGUGGCACACACACAGGGCUUUUGUUAAGUGCCAGCUAAUUCUCCAUAUAGAUCAAAAGGCACCUCUCAUCUCAGUGUUGCUGGCACUGGACGGGCACAUGGACUCUAAACUGUUUGAGGCACGUGACAAACAGGCAGACGCACCGUUAAUCUGACCUGAAUCUGUCAAUAGGGUUUUCAGAUACAUUUGCCUACAAUGCAGUACAAGUAUAAAGACAGUCAGAUGAUACUGUAGCAACUCCUGUAGAAGAGAAAUUCAUUUUUUACUGUGCAGGUACUGUAUCUUGAGCAACAUAAAUGAAGCUCAUCACCUAGCAGUGAGUCGACCUACCGCCUCGUCUCUCUGAGGGGGUUUGCUUGUUAAGGCCUCUCUCACAACCUCAUUAGGACCCACAGUUCAAACGGAGGAAGCAGCCUGGAAAGCACCAGGCUCUGAGAGGAGAGCAGCUGAGGCAAGAGAGGAGACGUACCCAUAUGGAGGUCUCUUGCUGUGGAGCCAAGAGCAGGGGAGCUGUAGCCUUUCUAUUUCAGGACAGGCAGUGAGUCGGGUCUAUUGGAAAGAGUAAUCAAAAGUAGAAAUGAAAUGACUGUGAUUAAUGUUAAUAAAUUUGAUUGAGAGGUUUGUUUUGUGUCCAUUGACUCAACUAAUAUCAGGACCCAUCUUCAUGUAAAAUAUCCUGUGCAUCAUCAGUGAAUCACUCUUACUGCAUGACCACUGCAUGCAAAUAACUCCUUACAGAUUAAGAAACUUUGCAAGUCAUUGCUGUUCAAUAAAACGGUCAGUAGAACAGUCAUCAUAUAUAGCAACAUGGGACGAGGAGAUACAGCUCCAAUCUCCACAGUCAACAUGCAGGGUAACAGUUGCACCUGGGUGAGUGGGCAUCAGUCCCAGCUGAGGGUAUGAGGUGUAAUCUGCGUCAGCAAGACGCUGCUCGACAACAUGGCCACGUCUAUCAGACCCAGCCUCUUGCAGAGCGAGCAGCUUCUUUAUACUAAUCCUCUCUCUCUCUACUCCUCCUCCUCUCUCCUUCUCUCUGUGUUGUUUCUUUUUCUGCAGAUAAUCCAAGACAGAAUAAAUUCCCACAUAUCCAGGAACAAGUUGAUGUGGAAUUCGUUGCCUGGUGGACUGUACGUUCUGCCUCAGUUCUCCACGGACGCUGCAGUGUUCCCCUUUUAUUACUCCUCGCUGGGUGAGUUGCAGCCUGUUAAUAACCUGGUAUUAUGUGUCAGUAUAACUUCUAUGCAUGGGAGCUGUUGGCACACAACCACAAGGGAUCAGACCUCUGCUUUGUCCGUCAGGUUUUUUCCAACUCCUUGACAGAGUCAAAACUAAAUUCUUCAUUCACAACCAGUUCGUUGUGUAGGGCCUAAUGUCAAUGUGCGCUCUUCAACUCUUCCUCCAUGCUGUUUUAUAUACCCCAGUGCUACGUAUUAAUACCCUCUGAGAAAAUGUUGCUCAUGCUAACCAACCACAGACAAAUUUUACAUAAAUUCAUGUUUGGUGACCAACCAAUGCACUUUACAGCGGAAAUUGUCUUGGAUUUAACCUUGCAAACUAGUAUAUGGUAUCCCAUAUCCUAUCUGCAGUGCCAUUAACUGCUGAGGGUCAAGUCCUCCCUAGUCAGUGAUUAGUCGUCACUGAGAUGGAACAGUGAACAGCAUAAAGCCUAGUGCUUCAGCAGAGCAGUCAGUGUCUUGUGUAUUUCCUCCGGCAUGGAGCACCUUGGAGCUGUGCACUAUGAACUGUGCUGCUGCCGCAGUCCUGCGAGGAGCACUGGGAUGAAGCCAUAACUCAGAUGCUUGUCUUUCUCUGAGGAGUUGUGGACAGGAGGAAUGGGCAGUUUGUUUUAUGCUACCUCAGUAAAUCAAGUUUUUGCCGGUACUGUAGGAAUAUCGUCGUCAAUGCCGUUAAUACACAGGCGUUAUCAGUCUCACUUUCCAUAAUUCUGAUAGCAAGGUAGUUCAGAAGGUUCUCGUUUUUUUAUUUGCAGUGUAGGCCUAUUUAAAUUCUACUGACUUUGAUUUACUGUUUUUGAAGCUUUUAUUUGUCUCUGUAAAUUUGAAGUUGAUUUUACAAUAUUUUGUUAUUAUGACAGCAUGUGUCGCGUAUCAUAUUGGCUCCUCUGAGAAGUGGAAAAGAAGGAAAGAUGGCAAUGUUGGGCUCCUUUUCUGGGGGGUCUUGAUGACUGGGUAUACUGCCUCAAAAUCACAAAUUGGAUUUCCAACUGGUUUAGUAGAGAGUCCAGCUGCUUUGGCACCUCCUAUCAUGUGCUUCACAGGCUGUUUGCUUCACAAUCCUCUUUUAACUGUGUUUAAAGCUACUGGGAAUGCCAAAGCAGUGGAUAAGAAUGGGAAGGUCCAUUUAUUGUAGAAACUGUUUGAUUGUUCCCUGUAGAAACUCUGCUUGUUAUCCACAGUCAACCGAACCAAUUCUCAUCGCCAUUUGAGUUCUAAUUUUGACUCAUGAGAUGUAAUGUCUCAACUGAAUUUUGUUUGAGCUGUCAAUCAAUCUCAAUCUAUAGCUUCGUUAUAGCUUUUCACGAGGAAAUUAUAUCUUGUCUAAAUCCUCGGAGUAGAUUGGCAGGGUACAAAAAAUUAUGUGAAUUAUCCGAUCACUGCAUAUGCAGUUCCACACAGUCUUCUCCCAUUGUGUAAUGCCGAUUCGGCAGUGUAGAGAAGGACUAUCUCCAGGAUGCUGCUAGAAGAGGAAUGUUUUGUUUACCACCACCUCGUGUGAAAAGGCGGUAACACUUGCCCUCGUCACCCCACCUCUUCACUUCCCCCGGCACCUCUAAUUAUCUUUAAGGUUACCACGACGACUGCAGCAGCUAGAUUUCCUUGAGGCUUCAGGACCCCCUAAGCUUUCUCCCCUGCAGUCAUAUCACUAUCAUUGAUCCAGCCUGGCUUUCUGUUAUGGUCUGGGAAAACCCUCCAAGUUGCCUCGUUUGCUGUGCAUGAUUGUUCCGGUUCAUUGCAAUCGGUGUGAUUUUUUUUUUCCUUUACCCCCUAGUACAGUUUGACUUCGUUCUGUCAAUAUUAAUGAGGUCUAGUUUCUGAGCAUGUUUCAGAUCACACUGAACCUUUCUAAUGUCGGGUUCUAGAGCACCUUCGCUAAGGCCAGUAACCAGCAUAAAGGCUAAUAACCAACACAAUCAAUCCACAGACACAGUGACACCCCGCUUCACUAGGCCUACAGUAAGGUAUUCUGCAAAGGGCAGUCUCUCAAGAUAAGAGGGGCCAUUAUACAAGGCUCUUUUUUACAAAUGUGGGAGUAAGAGCCUACUCUGCUACAGUUGUUGGUGUGUUCUUUAAGCCAGUGGAGUGGAAAGAAACUAAAGGAAACAGCAAUAUUGGAUCAAUGCUUCAACAUACCUUGUUGGAGAACAGUUGGAGAAAUGACUUUGAUCACAGUUCUGUCAAUGAAAGUAAUUUCAACAAUGUUUUUGUCAGUUCUGCUUGGUACAUUUGCAGUUUGUUUGAUUCAAACGUUUGUUUGAAGUGCCCCUAAAAUUACUGCCAGAAAUGACUGUGGGGUUUCCCGGAGGAAACAUUUAUUCUACAAAAGUGAUACCAGAGUAAAAUAUUUUGAUGACCGUAUGAGAACAAGGUCCUAAUGCAAUACGGAAUCCCUCCUUUGAAGAUGAUCGGCAGAGAUUUUCUACAGCUUUCUUUGCUUAUGCAACAAUGUCUGCAAAGAAUAAACCUAUUCAGGCAAAUGUUAUGCUCACCAAAUGGAGACAUACAAACAGUCAGCAAUCCUUGUGUGAUCAGGGUCCAAAAUAGGUAUUCUUGAGGCACCACACAGCAUCAGGGUAGAUCCAUAAAUAGAGCCCAGUACACCAGAGAGGCCAGAGAGUCCACAGCCCUGUGUCAGAGAGAUUGAUAGGGGUGCUGUAAGUGCACUGUGUGUCCAUUUAUGCGUGAUGAGGUGGAAUGGAUUGGAGAGUCCAGUCUCAGUCCCUUCUGAAGGUAUGUGUCAGAAAGGUUAAUGUCUUGAGGUGCGUGUGUGUUAAGGUGUGUGUCUGAAGGUGUGUAUUAAGGUGUGCGUCUGAUGGUUUGUGUUAAGGUAUGUGUCUUUCUGUGUGGUUGCAGGUAAGAGCCCGUCCCAGGAGUUCACUGCUGUGAUCCAGGCCGUGACUCCUCUCCAGUCUCAGCUGCAGCCCAUAGUCAAGCUCGUCAUCGCUGUUGCCAAAUCCAAGUUCUGUGCACAG
Messenger RNA from Coregonus sp. 'balchen', 6061 nucleotides. Lineage: Eukaryota; Metazoa; Chordata; Actinopteri; Salmoniformes; Salmonidae. The record is from the annotation of a GenBank genome assembly.